Molecule: messenger RNA, 2753 nt
Organism: Dunckerocampus dactyliophorus (ringed pipefish)
Lineage: Eukaryota; Metazoa; Chordata; Actinopteri; Syngnathiformes; Syngnathidae
Product: gastrula zinc finger protein XlCGF57.1-like
Exons: 2
Coding region: 246-1670 (474 amino acids)
Cellular component (GO): nucleus
Source: RefSeq, a predicted model, not a curated record
GAAAAUGCGGAAGUUAGCGACAUCACUUGCCUGAGAGCCAACGAGAAGUGUCUGUUGUUGUUGAGUUUGUACUUUUUUUCAUCACAUAUGUGUGACGUAUGGUAGAGUGCUUUUUAGCUGAGAUAAACUCGUCAAAGUGGACGGCAAAACUCUUUUAAAUUAACCUUUUUAGUCCGCUUGCUCGCUAGCUACAGAGGUUAUCACGCGUUGCUAAGCAAAGAGCUAGUAGUGUGAUUGCGUGGAAAAUGUGUAAAGUCCAAAUGUUGAGAGCGUUGAUGGAGCAACGACUAAAUGCUGCUGUUGAGGAGAUAUUCGGACUAUUUGAAAGAACCAUAGCAGAGUACGAGGAAGAACUUUCUAGAACAAAAGAGGAAACGGAGCGACAACGCGAAAUACUGGACGCUGUUCUCAAACCUCAAGUUCGGUUACACAGAUCAGACACCCAGCAGGUGUUGGUGGGGAGUGAAGAACAGUUGCCCUGUGAGCAGCAGAAGUGGAGUGCCAAUUUGGGGCAGAAGGAGCCAGAGCCCUCCCACAUUAAAGAAGAAGAGGGGGAAUCAUGGGAGCAGCUACAGGGGCUGGAGGAGGUGGACAUCACCAAGUUGAUAUUUACUGGUGUCGAUAUGAAGAGUGAGGACGAUGAAGACAAAGUUCAGUCCUCACAGCUUCAACACUGUCAAAGAGAGGACAACAGAGGGGCAGACCCUGUGACUCAACACAUGACAACAGAUUCUUAUGGAGACGACAUGAUGUCACUCUCUUCUGAGACCGAUGUCAGCGGUGACGACAAAGGACCUCCAGUGAGUAAUAAAGACUCUAAAGGUGAUGUGAGACAUCACACAGACAACAAACACUUGUUUGACUGCUCUGAAUGUGGGAAAACAUUUGACCAAAGGGGAAAUUUGACAAUACACAUGAGAAUACACACUGGAGAGAAACCCUUUCCUUGCUCUGUUUGCGCUAAAAGAUUCUCCUUAAAGGCGAAUUUGAAAAGACACAUGCUCAUACACACGGGGGAGAGGCCCUUUUCCUGUUCAAUUUGUGCUAAAAGAUUCAGAGAUAACUAUGACAUGACGGUCCACAUGAGAAAACACACAGGAGCACAACAUUUGACCUCAAGACAUGACAUCUCAACUCAACACAUGAGAACAGAAAAUGAUGGAGAGCAAUGUGGAAGAUCACAUGCAGACAUCAGCUUUGCUCCACUGUCAUAUAUGAACAACAUGAUGUCACACUCUUCUGAGACCGAUCGCAGUGACGAUGCCAAAGAACCUUUACAGAGUAAUAAGGACUCUAAAGGUGAUACGAAACAUCAGACUAAUAGCAAACACUUUGACUGCCCAGAAUGUGGGAAAUUGUUCACCCAGAGGGGAAGUUUGACAGUACACAUGAGAAUACACACUGGCGAGAAACCCUUUACCUGUUCCGUUUGUAUGAAAAGUUUCUCUAGAAAGGAGAAUAUGAUGAUACACACGAGAUUGCACAUGGUAGAGGAAAAAUAUCCAUGCUCGCUUUGUCCCAAAAGAUUCACUUGUAAACGGUCUGUGGAGACACACAUGAGAACGCACACUGGCGAGAAGCCGUUCAGUUGCAACAUGUGCAAUAAAAGGUUUACUUAUAAGUUUCAGGUCACCAGACAUAAAUGUGUAACAGUAAUUAAGACAUUUUGACUUUUUAACAGCAUCCAAACAGUUUAAUUAGCAAGAAACUCAAACAGUGAUUGUGAUUACAGUAGAGCUGCAACAAUGAAUUGAUUAAUUGAUCCAAGUAAUCAACAACUAUUUUGGUAUCUAUUAAUCUUUUUUUAAAUUUAAAUAUGUAAAUAGCCUCUGAUUUCAGCCUCUCAAAUGUGAAUAUUUUUUCAUUUCCUUAGUCAUCCAUUAAAGCAGACCUAUUAUAUUUGUGCUUUAGCCAAAACAAGCUAGUCACACAUAUCAGCUUUGACUUUGGAAAACAGCAUUUUUGCCUCUUUUCUGAUAUGUUGCGGACUCAACCACUAUUGGUCCAUCUAUGGAAUAACUGAUUACUCCAUUAAUUGAAACAACAAGCUUCAGAUUAAUUAACUUAGAAAAUGAUCAUGAUUGUAUUUUUGUGUACAUUUCUUGUUUUACUGAAGCUAUUUGACAAACUUGUACAUUUGGAUUAUUUAACACUAUUUUAACAGAAUAUUCCUGCAGCAACCUGGCAUUUGUGCACUUCUUUGCAUAGGCGGAAAUUAAAAAUGGCUUUUUUAAAUCCGAUGAAUUGAAAAAGCAAUAAAUUGUUUAUUAAAAUAAUCAUUAGUUGCAGUCCUAGAUUACAGCAUAUAAACUUUAUGUGGUGCUUGUCAUCUUCUGGUGUGUAGUUUUUUUUGGGUUCUAAAGUUGUGCACAUUUGCAAAACAUUCAGUAAAUAUUUCAUGCGUGGACUGCAUUUGUGCAAAUGACUAAUGCUGUAAUCCAUCAAUAAUAUAAAAUGUUUAUAGACACAUUACUGUUACUGGAUUUCAUUUUGUAUGAUAAUGAAAUAAAAUCAUAGAGACUUUUUUUGUGUGGAAAUGCUGUUGUCACAAUCGUCUCUCUGGUUAAAAGAGACGGAAUUCCCGUCACUAUGACAGGAGACCGGUCGCGAGCAGCGUUGUGACGUCAUAGAUAUUAGCGUCCCCAAAAAAGAAAACGAAGAACAAUGCGGUUUAAAAACUAUGGCUGGCCGGCGGGCCUCCUCGCAUGGUUAGCUACAGUAAACCGCCCCCUAGUGGUGGUCUAUGCAGUGGC